GAAGCGAUGCGUUUCUUCAUCAUGGGGCUGUUCUGCUAUUUUAUGUCCACAAUCCUGGUGGUUUGGCUGCUCUUCGACAAGACGGGAGCCUUCAUCACGACGGUGAUCCUGGUCCUCUUCUGCCUGAUGCUGGUGAGGCAGAGCCUGGUCAUAC
Messenger RNA from Symbiodinium sp. CCMP2456, 154 nucleotides. Lineage: Eukaryota; Dinophyceae; Suessiales; Symbiodiniaceae. The record is from the annotation of a GenBank genome assembly.